UUCAUCUGCGGCGGAUUUUACUGCGUCCCCUCCCCCUUGGUUUCAUCGCGUGUGACGCACUAGAGCUGGGGGCGUGUCCUGGAGAAAUCCCCGGUCAGCCUCAUUUCUAACUGCAGCGAGGAGGAGUUAACCAGGUCCAGAAGGAGCGCAGCCAUGGGGAACGCGCAGGAGAAACCGCCGGGUGGCGGCGGGGCAACAAAAACUAAUCAUGGAGGCACAGCGGCGGGGAAACCUCAUAACCACAAAGCUCCAGAGAAGGGACUGUCCAACGGGUCUCCGCGAGAAAACAGCCGGAAGGAGGAGCAGGCCAGUCCCGCAGUGGAUACGAGUUACCUGGAUGCUCCAGCCGGGGCCCUGCCCCCCCACCUGGCCCGGCUGAAGAAUGAGGGGAACCACCUCUUCAAGCACGGACAGUUCGGAGAGGCGCUGGGGAAGUACACGCAAGCCAUUGAAGGAUGUGCUGAGGCAGGGGUUGACAGUCCAGAAGACCUGUGUAUUCUCUACUCCAACAGAGCUGCCUGCUACCUGAAGGAUGGAAACAGUGCAGACUGCAUACAGGACUGUACCAAGGCUUUGGAGCUUCAGCCGUACUCCUUGAAGCCUCUGUUGCGCAGAGCCAUGGCUUAUGAGUCACUGGAGCGCUACAGGAAGGCCUACGUGGAUUACAAGACUGUGCUGCAGAUCGACACUGGGAUACAAGCGGCUCAUGACAGCGUCCACAGGAUCACAAAGAUGCUGAUAGAGCAGGACGGCCCUGAGUGGAGGGAGAAACUUCCAGAGAUUCCCGCUGUUCCUCUCUCUGUUCAGCAACAACACAGAGAAAAACCAAUCAGCAUCGAGCAGGCCCAGGCGCGCGCCGCCAGGGCCGCACAAGACGAAGCCAGAAAAAAAGAAGCCAGGUUUACGUUACUGAAGCAAGAAGGAAAUGAUUUGGUCAAGAAAGGACUCUUCCAGGAAGCUCUGCAGAAGUACAGUGAAUGCCUGGCAUUGAAACCUGAGGAAUGCGCCCUUUACACUAACAGAGCCAUUUGUUAUUUAAAACUGAACAACUUCGAAGAAGCCAAACGAGACUGCGACUCUGCAAUACAACUGGAUCCAGCCAAUAAAAAGGCCUUCUACAGACGAGCCCUGGCCUUCAAGGGGCUACAGGAUUACCUGUCGGCCAGCAGCGACCUCCAGGAGGUCCUUCAGCUGGACCCCAACGUCCGGGAGGCUGAGCAGGAGCUGGAGGAGGUGACAGGUUUGCUGAGGCAGAGUCUGAUGGAGAACGCAACAAGGGGAUGAGGUCUUAUUGUGGCGUUCAGGAGGACAGAGCUGUCAACAUGCACUCUGACAAGCUGAAGUUUGGGCCGUUUCUGUGAACGAUCAGGGUCGUGUCAGACAAACUCAGGAAAUAAACAUAUCGUAAUUUCCCACCUUAACAUAUUAACCUCUUAAAAUUUAAAUGCAGAAUUUUGGACUUUUCAAAAAUAUUUUGGCCUUCAAAUGUUGUUUGCAAAAUAACACUAGAAAAGUACAAAUCUGAUUAUGAAAAAGCUUUUUAAGGAAUCAAAUUCUGUUAAUAUAUCCAGAUAAUCAACACAGCUAAACUAGCAAACGUCAACGGAUCAGAUGAAAGUGUAUCCAGCAAGUUUUGUUGUUGGGUUUCAGUCUUAAAAGUGGAAAAGUACUUUAUAAGCUAAGCUUUGUGGCCUGGGACCUGGAAAAAUGUGACCUUUCUCAGUAAGAUCCUGAUGGAAAACCUUCCUUCAUAGUUUAUGUUUUCAAAAAUUAACAGCACAAACCCGAUCAACCGUAGUUUUUCUGCUAAAAUGAAAAAAAUAUAUCAACUAAUACAAAAUCCGGAUCAAUAGCUGUUCAGUAACAGAAUACCUGUCAUGUUCAGCAAUGAGUUUGUCUUUCACUCCCUGGGUUUGACCAAACUCAGCUGGAAUAUUUCAACUAUCUGCUGUGUAAAUAUGUCGAGACAACCAGCUUUUCUGCUCUGCAGUGUGUGAAGGAACCACAACACAAACACGAGUCGACGCCGCCUUUCUCAACAGAAAGCUUUAUUUGAAAUGGCUACGGUGCUUGAAACACGCUUGCAUUUUUUUCCUUUACAAAGUCGUGUAAAUAUGUUUUGUUUUCCUGUAACAGGCUGUAGAAUUAUUUUGUGUAUUUAUGUAAAAUAUGGGUUAAAAAAAAGGAGAAUACUGUGUGCCUUAUUGAGAUUUCUACUGCAAGGAGGAUGCAUUGAGCCAAGAUUACAGAUUGUUUUGUUUGUUUCUAGUGAUUCUUUGAGCUCAGAAUAGCAUGCAUUUGCAGAAACAGUAGUCUCUAAGAGGCACAAAAAGAUUUUAAAAAAUGUUUAAAAUUCAUCUAUUGAAUGAGCAUUUGUCACUGUUUACAUCCCUUAAGGUAAUAAUUAAGGAUUGCUACAAAAAAAUAAAAAAUAAAUAAAGAAGUGCUCAGCUCCUUGUUAAAAUAGUCUAUUUUUUGGUUUUAGAUAGAAGUGCUGCUGCUGAAGUUUAAGAUCCAAGCUGCUUAGUCUUACUGAAGUUCUCAGGUUUGUAGCUUUUUCAUCAAAAUACUAAUAUUUGAAAUUUAGAAGGAAAAAAAAUCAAACUUUUCCUUGCCCUAUUAGCUGCAGCAAACAUCCGCCCAUCUCUCAGUAUUUUUAACUUUCUGUGUGUUUAUGUCGUCACGGCAAAAGUGUCCCCCUUAGGAAGCAUUGAGCCAGGCAGUUUGAAUGUGUUAAAAAAUGCGUGGGAAGAUGUAGUCAAAUACAAAGUCACCUGCCAUGAACAGUGCUGCCUUGUUUUUUUUCUGGGUGGUUUCACGGUGACUCACACCAUCAAACGUGACCCAAACAUCACGUGUUUGUGCUCUGACCACACCGACCUGCAAUGUUUACGGCAGAGAUGAACAGCACUUUUGAUAUUCAUGCUCAAAAACAUUUUCAACGUACUUUAAAAAUGCCUUUAAAUAGAAAAGAAACGCACAAAAAAGUGCAAGUUCCCCCGGAUUGUAAAUUGCACACCUAUUCAUUUCUGGCCACUUUAAGGAUAUUUUCUCUGUAAAUUCUAAAGAGUUGAAUGUAAUUAAAAAUACUUUGGACCUUUGUAUUUUUGCAGACUUCAUUUAAGAAUCAGAGCCAAAGGAAAAUGUUGUUUUGAUGUCAGCUGCAGACGUGUUUGUGACAGUUGUGAUGCUUUUGUCGUUCCCCACAGCUGCCUGAAGCGAUGAUGCAGCACCACUUUUGUACUUAGAAAGCGUUUUGUCAUCAUGACAAGGUCUAAAACUUAUCUGAGUCACUCCUAAAAAAAUAGUAGUCAACAUGAAUGUGAAUUAAAAAAAUGUCUGUAAAGACCUCUGGUUUAUUCCAACCCUUUAGCAAAAUCCAACCUGCAGAAAAAUGAAAUGUUCGAUGGAGUUGCUGUCUUCAGGACACCCUCCAGCAUCCAUACAGGCUUUACAGUUGAUUUUUCAAGAUUAUGGGUUUAAAGUUUGUACUUUUGUAGGCGGGGCUGCAAAGGAAAACAUUUUGGUAAAAAUUAUAGACAUUUUGCUGCACAGACGAUAAACAAUAAAAUGUGUUCUUACUGGGUGAUUGCAGAGAAGUUAAAAAACAGAACAAUUAUUUUCUGAUUGCUCAAAAACAAAGCGUUUUUUAUGCAUGCUUUACUAAUCAUUAUUUUUCCUUUAGUUGUGUGUUAAAAACAGCAAUUUUUAGCCUUUUCCUCUUAAGAAAUUGAUGUGUAGAUUUGUUUUUGCUGUACAGCUUCUCUUCUAUGGCUUGUCGUUGCACAAAUAUUUCUCAACUGUGAUAACUUCACACUUAUGGCACUUGUUCUUCCCCUGUAUAUUACAGGAUAGAGUCUAUGGAAGCCCAUUUAUGCCACUUUGACGGAAAAUGUCCAGCAUUACCAUUUUUCUGUACCAUAGGGUACAAACAUUGUGUGACACCGUAUCAUGUUAGCGUAUUUAAGUUUAUUAAAUUUAUAUGGCGCCUUAAAAUGACCUUAGUCAAACAUUACAUUUUUAUUAUUAUUUACACUUGCACCCAAACUUGUUUGCAGCUCGUAAAAAUGGACUGGCAUUUUGACAGAGCGCCCUGUACCUCUGAAAUCGCUUCAACAUCAGUAAGCACAGCCAUAAUGAAUCCAUACAUAAGGGACUCCAGAUUGUAAGGUGCACUGUCGUCUUUUGAAAAAAUACGCCCUAUAGUGCAGAAAAUACUGUAGUCAAUAUUUUUGAAAUUAUAAACUGUAAUUUCUUUAAAUUUAUCAAGACAGUAUGACAGCUCUGACACUAUCAUUAGUUUGUCACAAUUUUGGUUCAGAAUUGUAGCUUAUAACCUCAUAAUUUUGACCAAUUUUUAAUUCAUUUCAGAAUUAUUUUUCAUAUCCUUGAAUUCGUUAUCACAGCUUUUAUCUAUUUUUUUUACAUCUAAACCAAGCCCAGCAUUAGCCUAAGUCAGAAAUGCUCAAUUUAAAUUACAAAACAAAAACAGCUUUUUUUCUAUAUUGGCAGUAAUGUGCUUCCAUACAUUUCACAAGUAUUUUUUACAAGCCAUCAAGUCACUUUACAGCAGAAAGUGCCACAACUUCCAACUUGUUUUUCCUUCUUUUUCCUUAAAUUAAAAACAUUGAAAGUUUGUAAGACGUUUCAGGCAAUGUUUGUAUUUCUCUGUGGAAUGUUAAUGCAUGUACUGUAUGUAAAUAAACUGAAUGCUGGUGUAAAUAAACUAAGAUAUGAAUGCUUUAA
Messenger RNA from Oryzias melastigma (Indian medaka), 4746 nucleotides. It is a transcript of the gene spag1a, whose product is annotated as sperm associated antigen 1a. Gene Ontology annotation, cellular component: cytosol. The transcript is spliced from 8 exons. Bases 154 to 1284 code for a protein of 376 amino acids. Gene Ontology annotation, molecular function: protein binding. NCBI's taxonomy places the organism in Eukaryota, Metazoa, Chordata, Actinopteri, Beloniformes, Adrianichthyidae. Gene Ontology annotation, biological process: axonemal dynein complex assembly. The record is from RefSeq and is a predicted model, not a curated record.